Molecule: messenger RNA, 2749 nt
Organism: Brassica rapa (field mustard)
Lineage: Eukaryota; Viridiplantae; Streptophyta; Magnoliopsida; Brassicales; Brassicaceae
Product: probable inactive histone-lysine N-methyltransferase SUVR2
Cellular component (GO): nucleus
Molecular function (GO): protein binding; histone methyltransferase activity; zinc ion binding
Source: RefSeq, a predicted model, not a curated record
CAGAGAGAGAGAGCCAGCACUAGGCGCACUGUAGCUAAAACGAGAGCACCUGACAUACUCAGUUCUCGCGUGUGUUCACGCGCCGACGCGAUACUCUCCCGCCGCCAACGGCAUUGCCUCUACAGCCGUUCUCCUUCCUUUUCCACCGGCCACGGCUCUCCACCAAGCAGUCAAAACCCUCGCUCUACCCGCCUGCACUAAACCCUAACCCUCUCCACAUUUCAGACUUGUAAACAAUGGCACCAAAUGCGCAUAUAAAAAAAGCAAUUACAGCUAUGAAGGCUCUUGGAAUAGAGGAAGCGCAGAUAAAGCCUGUCUUGAAAAACCUUCUCGCUCUUUACGAUAAGAAGUGGGACUUGAUAGCCGAGGACAACUACAGGGCACUCGCUGAUGCUAUCUUCGAGGCCCAAGACACUCAGGCCGUUGAAGAGAAAAAAGGAAAGGAGAAGAAGGCCAACGACGAAGCUGAAGGCAGCGCUGCAGAGGUUGACAGAGGAAAGAGGAAGGCGCAUGAGACUGUAGAAGACGAUGAAGACGCCUUGGAUGAGCCUGAACGCCCUUUAAAGAGGCUGCGGCGCAGAGGUGGUGAAGUAGUCUCUGCUUCGGCUUCAAACAGUCCCAGCUUGGGCAGUCCCUGUUUAAAUGAGACUCAUGACAAAGAAACUGCGCCUGUCUCAUUGCCAUUUCAUCCCAUACCAACCGAAAAUGACCCUGAUGCUGGUGCUCUCGUUAUUCCAAAAGGCGAGCCCUCCACAGAUAUUCCUUUCACUUCUACUCAUCAAGAUUCCUUAGAAAAUGGGAACUCUUCAGCUCCCAUGCCUGAGGCGGAGGAAACAAAUGGACGUGUGGAAGAGCCGCGUGGUUCAACAGCAGCUACUGUCGACGUUCCUACAACAACUAUUGAGAGAGCUAGUGAGCACACGGUGGCUACAACCCCAGAAGGAAUUUCAGCGCUUGAGUUAGCUUCUUCUGCAACCGGUGAAGUGAAGAUUAAUCUGAGUUUUGCUCCUGCAACGGGAGGAUCCAGUCUGCAUGCACCUUCUAUGGAUGAACUACGAAGAGCAAUGGAAGAUGUGUGUCUCCGGCAGUACAAAAUACUAGAUCCUAACUUUUCUGUAAGUCGCUUUUUGAACGACAUCGCUAGCUCCUACCUGGAACUGGCAACGAAGGCAGAACAACCAGCCAACCAGUCUCCAGAAAACUUGCCGUCUCUCACCACAAAUGUUGACGUAUUGAAGAAAUCUGCAGCAGCGAUGGCUUUUGCUGCUGAGGGCGGUAAUGACCUGGCAGCAAAGGUGAUGAAUUCAGCCAACCAAUCGCCAGAAAGCUUGCAAACGACGAAGGUUGAUGUAGCAUUAAGCAAAUCUGCUGCUGCAACUACGGCUAAUACUUCUACGGACAGAAAUGGUCAUGUGCGUGAUGAUGAAAACAGUGGAGCUGGUGAAUCCAUGGGUUUGGUGGUUGUUCCCGAGUGCCAUAUUUCUGCGGAUGAGUUAAGAAUGAUCAGCAGCGUCAGUGACAUCACUUUUGGAAAAGAAACUGUUGAGAUUCCUUGGGUGAAUGAAGUCAAUACCAAGGUUCCUUCACCUUUUCGAUACAUGACCCAAAGCCUUGUGUAUCUAGAUGCUGAACUGAAGUUUUCACUUGGGAACGUCAAGGACCAAUGCUGCUCCUCUUGUUGUGGAGAUUGCUUGUCUCCAGCAAUGGCAUGCAGUUGUGCAACUGCACUUGGUGGCUUUGCAUACACAAAAGAUGGCCUCCUGCAGAAAGAUUUCCUGGAAGAGUGUAUCUCCGAGGCCCGUAAUCCGCAGAAACAGGUGGUGCAGUAUUGCAAAGAAUGUCCAUUAGAGAUUGCCAAAAACGAGGAGACUUUGGAACCGUGCAAGGGGCAUCUAAAGAGGAAGGCCAUCAGAGAAUGUUGGAUCAAUUGCGGCUGUACUAAGAAGUGUGGCAACCAAGUCGUCCAGCAUGGCCUUCACACUAAGCUGCAGGUGUUUUUCACGUCCAAUGGGAGAGGUUGGGGACUUAGGACUGUAGAAAAGCUGCCGAAGGGGGCAUUUGUCUGUGAGCUUGCUGGAGAGAUAUUGACCAUUUCAGAGUUGGUCCAACGCAGCAGCUCGGAGAAACUUACUUCUCCGGUGAUACUGGAUGCACACUGGGGUUCUGAAGAAGUCUCACGUGUCAACAGAGCUCUUUGUCUUGAUGGAACGCACUAUGGAAAUAUCUCCAGGUUUAUCAAUCACAGAUGCGUGGAUGCAAAUUUGAUUGAGAUUCCAGUUCAUGUGGAGAAUAUGGACUUGCACUACUAUCAUCUUGGGCUCUUCACAACAAGAGAUAUCGAGGCCAUGGAGGAACUUACCUGGGAUUAUGGCGUGGAGUUCAACGAUCAGGUGUAUCCCACGCGUCCAUUCCAUUGUCGAUGUGGUAGUGAGGUUUGUCGGAACGUUAAGCGGAGCAGCAAAAGCAAGAAGUCGAAGAAGAGAGCAUGAGAGCUCCCAGUGUUAGUUUUUGAAGAUGUGUGAUGGUCCCAAUCUCUCUUUUGUGAAUGUAUUGACAAAAUUUCCCCAAAACUUUUGUUGUCAAUCCGACAAAGCAAAUAUGCAAAAACGGUUGGUGGGUCCAUCCAUCUUAGGGGUUAGAUUAAUCGGAGGAUGAUGCUUUUGUCUUUAAUAUUUUGUGAUAACAAGCUUUUGUGUAUACCUCAACUUAGGUUCUAAUGGCAACCAUAUAUAAUCUCUCUGUUUUUAUA